CUCCUCCCCGGGGCGGAGCGCGGCCCCGGCGCGAUGGAGGCGCUGCGGCGGCCGGCGCUGCCCGAGGAUACGGUGCGCUACCGCCUGUUCGCCGCGGCGGCGGCGGGCCCGGGCGGCGAGGCGCUGCUGCGGCGCUGCGCUGAGCUGGCCCUGGUGCGCUUCGCCCCGCUCCUGGCCGCCUACGUGUGGCAGCGGGAGCCGUUCCGCCUCCGCUACGUGCCCCGCCGCGGUGAGCCGGGAGCGGGCCGGGAGGCACGGCGGGAGGAGCGGGGGGACUGUGAGGGGGACCCGGCGGCCGGGAACCGGGAGCGUGUGAUUGGAAGUGUCCAAGGUAUUGAUGACAACGAUGGAGAGUUUCUCUUGAUAGAAGCAGCUGAUUUUCUCCCAAAGUGGCUGAAUCCUGAGAACAGUGAAAACAGGGUGUUCUUUUACAAAGGAGAGCUGCACAUCAUUCCGCCGUGGGAGCCCUCGGAGCAGGGCUGGGCCCUCUCUGCUCCCUGUCCCACGGUGCCGCAGGCACUGGCUCUGUUAUCCACCCGCUCCGAGGAGUUCCUGGCUGCAGAGCCCAUCAGAGCUGCGCUGGACAAACGCAUCCAUGGGUAUCCCGAGAAGAUCCAGGCCUCGCUGCACCGAGCCCGCUGCUUCCUCCCGGCCGGAAUCGCGGCCGUGCUGAGGCUGCGCCCGUCCCUGGUGGCUGCGGCAGUCCAGGCCUUCUACCUGCGGGAUCCCAGCGACCUGGGGGCCUGCCGGCGCCCUUUCAGAACCUUCCCUGCCGAGCAGCGAGUGAUGGCCCUGGUGACUUUCACUCGGUGUUUGUACGCACAGCUGGUGCAGCAGCAGUUUGUUCCAGACAGACGCAGUGGAUACACCCUGCCCGCCCCCUCUCAUCCUCAGUACCGAGCCUACGAGCUGGGCAUGAAGCUGGCUCAUGGCUUUGAAAUGUUGUGCUCCAAGAGCAGUAAAGUAGCUCCUGAUGCCAAGAGAAACGUGGUGAGCGGUCCUCUGUGGGAGAGAUUCCUCAGGAGCUUGAAGGAGAAGGAUUAUUUCAAGGGAGAAAUGGAAGGAUCAGCCAAGUACCUGGAACUGCUGCACAUGGCAGAAGAUCACUUCCAGCAAUCCGUUGCUGUGCCAGAAAGCUCUGAUGAAGUGAGCCCAGGUGAUGAAAUCCUGGCACUACUACAGACAACACCCAUUGAUCUGAAGGAAUUUGAGAGAGAAGCAGCUUGUCUUCCUGCAGAGGAUGAUGACAGCUGGCUGGAUAUUACACCAGAUGCUCUGGAUCAGAUGCUGAAGGAGACAAGAAAUGAGUCCCUUCCUUCCACAAAUGAGGAAGAGCAAAACUAUGACUUGGAAACAGUUGCUGAGAGCAUGAAGGCUUUUGUGUCCAAAGUCUCCACGCACGAAGGAGCAGAAAUGCCAUGGUCAUCUGAUGAGUCCCAUGUUACCUUUGACGUGGAUUCUUUUACGAAAGCCCUGGACAGAAUUUUAGGGGCAGACUCGGAGGAGCUGGAUUCUGAUGAUGUGGAUGAAGAGGAGGAGUUUGGUUUCUCAGAUGAGGAUGAUGAAGACCUGGAUGCUGGGAAUCAAAGGCAGGAGCAGAAGGUGUCUCCUGAGGAGCUCGUGGGCAGUCUCAAGGCGUACAUGAAGGAGAUGGACCGUGAGCUGGCACAGACCAACGUAGGGAAAAGUUUCACCAGCCACAAGAGAGGGGCAAGUUCUGUUGGAGUGGCCACAUCUGAGAGUGCUGGCCCUGAUUCUGGAGCUGAGGCUGCUGAGCUGGCCCCCGUGGAUGUGGACAUGAACCUGGUGGCAAACCUGCUCGAGUCCUACAGUGCCCAGGCUGGCCUGGCAGGACCCACCUCGAACAUUUUACAGAGCCUGGGGGUGAAUUUACCUGAGAACACAGAGCUCACUGGCAGCUGAGCAGCACAGGGAGAGGCUUUGGACACGACAUGGGUGCUGGGGAGAUGAAGCACACACAGACGAGCAGGAGGUGGAAGAAGAGGCCAAAGGUUUUAAUUUCAAGUCCUCUCUUCCAUUUUUCCAAUAAGUGAUCCAGUUUGCCACAUUUCUAAAAUGUCCUUUUACCUAUUGCUGAGUGGGUUCAAUAUCUGGGAAGCAGUUCUUGUUCUGAAAAUGCUGCUGUCUUCAGGGGCAGGUGGGGAAAUAGCACAUUGCAGGAAGAGUCUCAGGGAUUUGGGAAUGCUGGUGAAAUGUUGGGCAGACAUUUAAUCCUUCCCCAGAGCACGAUGCUGCAUUGUGAGAGCUUGUGACAAUUCUGUAAGAGCCUGUUUCUUAUUAAGCACAAGGAUUUGAAGAGUAAUUGGAGCAAAAAUGUAAAUAUUGGCAAGAAGUAUUUUUAAAUUUUAUUUCAAUAAAAAUAGAAAUGCAUCUUGA
Molecule: messenger RNA, 2397 nt
Organism: Pyrgilauda ruficollis (rufous-necked snowfinch)
Lineage: Eukaryota; Metazoa; Chordata; Aves; Passeriformes; Passeridae
Gene: ECD
Product: ecdysoneless cell cycle regulator
Exons: 12
Coding region: 34-1923 (629 amino acids)
Cellular component (GO): nucleus
Source: RefSeq, a predicted model, not a curated record